AUGAGCCACAUCGCCAAACUUUCCAACGAGCCACUGGAGCUGAUGUCCGAGAUCGACGGAUGGAGAGUGAUCUCCGGGAUUUGGGAGGGGAAAAUGGAUCAGACGUCCCGUCCCGUCAAGGUUUGGCGAUACACGCCGAAUCUCCACGGCCAUGCAGUGGACCUUGACCAUGACGACAUCGUGCUGCAGGGUGUCCUCCAUUCCGGGGAGGUCAAGCGUCCGACUCAUGUGCGUCGGACAUUCUACGGGGUAAUACCCCUCGGAGGAGAGAGGUUGAAAAAGCAGGGUGAAGGAGAGAGCUAA
This is a messenger RNA of Penicillium nucicola, 303 nucleotides long. RefSeq lists its product as uncharacterized. The record is from RefSeq and is a predicted model, not a curated record. NCBI's taxonomy places the organism in Eukaryota, Fungi, Ascomycota, Eurotiomycetes, Eurotiales, Aspergillaceae. The transcript has 2 exons. The coding region runs from base 1 to 303 and encodes 100 amino acids.